Messenger RNA from Cervus elaphus (red deer), 1816 nucleotides. It is a transcript of the gene B4GALT7, whose product is annotated as beta-1,4-galactosyltransferase 7. Gene Ontology annotation, biological process: carbohydrate metabolic process; proteoglycan biosynthetic process. The transcript is spliced from 7 exons. NCBI's taxonomy places the organism in Eukaryota, Metazoa, Chordata, Mammalia, Artiodactyla, Cervidae. Bases 121 to 1278 code for a protein of 385 amino acids. Gene Ontology annotation, molecular function: xylosylprotein 4-beta-galactosyltransferase activity. The record is from RefSeq and is a predicted model, not a curated record.
CCAAGGGGCGGGGCGGACGGGCUUAGGCGGGGCGGGAGGCGGAGGCGCCGCGUAGGCCAGGGAGGCCGGGCUGGCCCGGCUUGGGAGCUCUGUCCCCAUGUGCCGCCGCCGCCUCCAACGAUGUUCCCCUCCCGGAGGAAAGCGGCGCAACUGCCCUGGGAGGACGGCAGGUGGGAUAUUUCCUCAUGUCCAUCUCCCCGGUCUCUACCCCGCCCCCAGCAAGAGCCCAGAGGGAGAAUCUAUAGAGGUUCCAGCCUUCCCAGGCCAAUAGCAGGAUUGGCCUCUGCUCCUCCCCAGCGGAAACCCCCACCACAUGACAAUGGGGGGUCCAGGUUGAUUCCCAGUGGCCUCCCCCGGAAAUGUUCCGUCUUCCACCUCUUUGUUGGCUGUCUCUUACUGGGCUUCCUCUCCCUGCUCUGGCUGCAGCUCAGCUGCUCUGGGGACGUAGCCUGGGCAGCCAGGGGACAAGGACAGGAGACCCCAGGCCCAUCCCGGGCCUGCCUGCCAGAGCCACCUCGUGAGCACUGGGAAGAAGAUGAGUCGUGGGGCCCCCACCGCCUGGCAGUGCUGGUGCCCUUUCGAGAACGCUUCGAGGAGCUCCUGGUCUUUGUGCCCCACAUGCACCGCUUCUUGAGCAGGAAGAAGAUCCAGCACCACAUCUACGUGCUCAACCAGGUGGAUCAUUUCAGCUUUGGCGCCCUGCACAGGUUCAACCGGGCAGCACUCAUCAACGUGGGCUUCCUGGAAAGCGGCAACAGCACAGACUACAUUGCCAUGCACGAUGUGGACCUGCUCCCUCUCAAUGAGGAACUGGACUAUGGCUUCCCAGAGGCUGGGCCCUUCCACGUGGCCUCCCCGGAGCUCCACCCACUCUACCACUACAAGACCUACGUUGGUGGCAUCCUGCUGCUUUCCAAGCAGCACUACCAGCUGUGCAACGGGAUGUCCAACCGCUUCUGGGGCUGGGGCCGAGAAGACGACGAGUUCUACCGGCGCAUCAAAGGAGCUGGACUCCAGCUUUUCCGCCCUUCGGGUAUCACAACUGGGUACAAGACAUUCCGCCACCUGCACGACCCAGCCUGGAGGAAGAGAGACCAGAAGCGCAUUGCGGCUCAAAAACAGGAGCAGUUCAAGGUGGACCGGGAGGGAGGCCUGAGCACUGUGAAGUACCGCGUGGAUUCCCGUACAGCCCUUUCUGUGGGCGGGGCCCCCUGCACUGUGCUCAACAUCCUGUUGGACUGUGACAAGGCCGCCACUCCGUGGUGCACGUUCAGCUGAGUUGGCUGGACAGUAAGGAGGCUUGUGCCUAUAGGCCACGCUGCUACUCAAGCCCAGGACAAAGCCUUGGCCCAGGCCCAGCUCCAGUAGGACAUGGAGUGGCCUGAAGCAGUGGCCAGCCAGCCACACGUUUGCAGCAGCCUGGCUCCCAAAGGCAGGCUUGAGCCAGGACAGGACACACAAAGGGUGCCUGGGAUGCUACCAGCAAUAAACAGUGAUGGAGAGAGGCUGGGACAUGGCUCCCAACUGGGACUCUCCACCCUGCCUUACUGCUUGCCCUGCCCUGCCCUGCCCUCUUCUGUGUGCUGAGAUCUGCAAGCUCCUCCCUUUGGACUGCCUCAUGCAGAGAUACAGUUCAGAAGCCAGGCCACUGAUGUGGGUGGCUAGGGCCAUCAGGAGGGUUAAAACUGCAGAGACCAGUGUGCAAGCCCUACAGAGGGAGCAGCUGAGCCCAGCUCUGGCUGGUUGUCACCAUGCAGGAGUGUGGGCCUAGUGUUACCAGGUCUUCUGAUUUUUCAAAAGAAACUAGAAUUCUGGA